Messenger RNA from Mugil cephalus (flathead mullet), 1513 nucleotides. RefSeq names its product RNA-binding protein 25-like. The coding region runs from base 79 to 1419 and encodes 446 amino acids. The transcript is spliced from 10 exons. The record is from RefSeq and is a predicted model, not a curated record. Lineage: Eukaryota; Metazoa; Chordata; Actinopteri; Mugiliformes; Mugilidae.
AGUAAACACAAACUGUUAGUUAGGUGCCUCAUCGCCGUCUAAUCUGUGGCAACUUGUUUCAUCUCGUAUUCAGGAACCAUGUCUUUGGUGCAGGUUUUGAGGCAGCGUUUCAAUGAGCGACUCACCGCUGUCGCUGAAGAAAUAUUCACAGUGUUUGAAAAAACCAUCGUCGAGUACGAAGAAGAGAUCAGUCGCCAGAGAAAACUGCUUCAUAUGGUCCUGAAACCUGACGUGAACACACACAGCGUAGAGCUCCCACAGCAACAUGUCUCUGAGGAGCAGAUUCUCGCCCAUCAGCAACUCUGUGACCAGGAGAGGAACUCCAGUCCGGACCAAGCAGACCCAGAGCCUCCGCAGAUUAAAGAGGAACCCGAGGAGAUCUGCGUGGAUCCGGACAGAGAGCAGAUUGCAAUGAAGGAGGAGCCGGAUAUAGUUAUGUUGACUCUCUCUUUUGAGGAUCAAGAUCACAGCGAAGAUCAAACUCUGCGCUUAAAUCAUGACGACGAUCAUGAUGACGACGGCUCUGUAGACAGCUUACCAGGCCACGAAGAUGAAAGCCCAGCAUCUCAACGCAGAGACCUGUCGACGCCCAGAUCUCGACAUCCAGCACAAAGUUCUGAAAGGGAUGAAAUUCUCCAUCACUCCAGGUCCAGCAGUGGAUCCAGGUCACGGGACCGAUCCAGAUCCAGGUCACGGAGCCGCUACAGAUCCAGGUCGCGGGACCUCUACAGAUCCAGAUCCAGAUCCAGAUCCAGGUCAGGGGACAUCUACAGAUCCAGAUCCAGGUCAGGGGACAUCUACAGAUCCAGAUCCAGGCACACCAUCAGGUCUGGACAGGACGGGUCACCUGAUGACCAAUCCAGACCUGAACAAUCACAGGACGGUGGUAUCCCCAGCCCCUCUUGUGACAGGCCAAGGCACGAUGCAGUUGCCAAGAAUGCGAGCUGGGUGUUCCCAUUUCCUUGGGAUGUGUUCCAGAAAAGGGUGUUAACGAUGCUGACAGACAUCCGCAGUCACCUCAAAACACAACCCGACAACCCGGCAGCGCACAUCAAGAGGAUAGACACCAUUGAGGAUUUUGAGAGAGAGGAGGAACGCCUCUGCGAUCCAAAAGCCUUUGAUGCCUUGGUCCUGCAAAUCGCCAGGAUUGGUGGGAAGAACACCAAGGACUGUGUCUACAAAGUUCUUGAUAGGCUCUUCACCAAUUCCCUGAUGGCAAAAUUCAACAUGAAGGGGAAGGGAAACAAGGGCAAGAAGCCAUUCGAGAACACAAAGCAUUAUAAAGCAAUACAAGACGGAAUCAUGAGAGCUGAUGAGGCAGCUACAGAGGACUUCAUCAGGGUGCAUACUUCAGAGCAUCUGAAGCAUGCACCACAAAGAUGUGGAGGCGGAGGCUACAAAGGAGUCAGUCAGGAUUGAGAAUUGUUAAUUACGUUAGGGUUUUUGUAUUUUUUUUUUAUUUGUUUAUUUUUUUGUACAUUUGUUUAUUUUGUUCUGCCAGCAAUGUUACCUG